Messenger RNA from Pyrenophora tritici-repentis Pt-1C-BFP, 597 nucleotides. The record is from RefSeq and is a predicted model, not a curated record. NCBI's taxonomy places the organism in Eukaryota, Fungi, Ascomycota, Dothideomycetes, Pleosporales, Pleosporaceae.
AUGGCCUCCAAACCCGUCGCCCUCAUCCUCGGCGCAGGACCCAACCUAGGCGCCUCAAUAGCAACCUCCCUCACCACCCUAGGCUACCGCAUCGCCACCGCCUCCCGCAGUGGCACCGGCACUCUCGACCCCUCAACCAACAUCCUGCGCCUCGGCGCAGAUUUCACAACCCCCUCGUCCAUCCCCCCUCUCUUCACAAAAGUAAAAGACACCUUCUCCGCCUUCCCCAGCGUCGUCAUCUACAAUGCAGCCACCCUGACACCCCCACCCGACACCGCAAACCCACUAUCCAUACCCACGGAGAACUUUGUACAAGAUCUCAAUGUCAACACCGUGAGUGCGUAUGUGGCGGCGCAGGAGGCGGUAAAAGGAUGGCAAGCGAUGGGCAGCGAGGGCGGCAAGAAGACGUUUGUGUUUACGGGGAAUAUGCUGAAUCAGAAGGUUAUUCCCAUGCUGAAUGUUUUGACGCUGGGUGUGGGGAAGAGUGCGAGUGCGCAUUGGAUUGGGUUGGCGGAUCAGGUUUUUAAAGAGGAUGGGGCGGAGGAGUGGCGGUAUGUGUGGUUUUUCUUUUCUCUUGUGUCUUGUCUUGUUUCGUAG